Trichoplax adhaerens is the source of this 1761-nucleotide messenger RNA. RefSeq lists its product as uncharacterized. Gene Ontology annotation, cellular component: plasma membrane. The record is from RefSeq and is a predicted model, not a curated record. Bases 1 to 1761 code for a protein of 586 amino acids. Gene Ontology annotation, molecular function: retinol transmembrane transporter activity; signaling receptor activity. Gene Ontology annotation, biological process: vitamin A import into cell. NCBI's taxonomy places the organism in Eukaryota, Metazoa, Placozoa, Uniplacotomia, Trichoplacea, Trichoplacidae. The transcript is spliced from 12 exons.
AUGGCUUUCGGCGUAUCCACAACAGCAAUAUUAACACUCUUCAGUAAUCAAACAUUUCAUCCAAGUCGUUGGGUCUCAGUCUUAAUUGGUAUCUUUGUGGUCAUCCGCGCUACCCUAAUUUAUUAUCCACUUUUUGCCUGUUUAACGACGGAUUUUCGAUUGUUAGGAUCCUUUCUGGGCUUCGCUUACAACACUCAAAUAUUUACCUUCCAUGUAAUAGCUGUAUACGAAUGCCCAUCAUUUAAGGAGCCCUAUCCACCUAUUUUACUACAAAAGUUUCAGUAUAAGCAUGUUAAACACUUGUUUAAUAAUCGAAAAAGUAAUAAGGAACCUGAACAAACACAGAAGCCUAACUCCGUAAAAACUUUUUGCAAUAGAUUCCUUUAUAAAUCAAUUCCACAUUUCAAAUAUCCACCCAAGAUAAUCUGUACUUUCGUUGUUACUGCAAUCGCUCUUUAUGAGCUUACAAUGGUUUAUAGUUACAUAACAACAAAUAUUUUUGGUUCCAUGGAACUUUGGGUUCGAAGAAAUGCACGUGGCCUAAGACUGCUUCUUAAUGUCUCCGACGCAAGCAGCCUACAGUUUGUAUAUAACGGCAAACAUGCAUGGAUAGUAGGGAUUAUUCUGUCCUGCUGUUUAAAUACUAUUUAUUUGAUUUCCAUGUUUAUACGCUACAGACCAAUUGCUUCUUGUGCGCUUAUUGUCAGCUUCAGUCAGCUUUUGGUUAGUAAGUACGCCUUAAGCCUAGAAUAUGGUAAAGCAUAUGGUAUAAACAACAGGCGACUUUUCCAUAACUUUGCCUACUUUAUUUUCUUCUACAAUGUCAUGUGUGGUCUAUUUUCCUGCUUAUUUCGUAUUGGCAAAGCAGCUAUACUUGGAUUAAUAUUAUUACCAAGAAUGGACUACAGUUUAUUGAUGAUGCCAUUUCAGAUGUUUGAUUCAGGAUUCAAUAGCUAUUUAGGAUUUUUAUAUGUUGAACAUCUUCAUUGCCAUCCAGUCCUUAUAACAUUUUGCGAAAUUCUGCUAAACAAGGAAUUCGAUCAAUGUGUUGCUGCUAUGGAUACUCCUCAUUCAGCAACGGAGAUAGAAGAUAGAUAUUCCAUGCAAAAUCCAAAGCAAUCCAAUUAUAAGAUUGAAAAUAAGAAGGCUUUUAAUCACUGGCAUUUAGCAGUACGAUUAAUUCGUAACAAAUAUUUGCGCAAAUUACGCACUCAGUACUUAGAAGAAUUAAAAGAGAUAGAAGAAUUAGAGAAGAAAGAAGAUAGCAAAGCAGCCGUGAGAAAAAAACGACUAUCCGUGAAUUCUCUGUUAGAGAAAGCUAAUCCCAGUAAUUUCAAUACUAUUGAUAGUGGACAGAAAGAAAAUAUGAAUAUAAACAACCCACAGGCAAUGGAUUUUGCAGGCUCUGCUGAAGACAAAAAUAAGGCUAAUCAGUCAGACGAUCAAAACCCUGAACAGGAACACUUGACUUCCGCUAAAAUCGAAAUUGAUCAUAGCAGCAUUGAAAACUAUAGAACAUCCCCUGAUAGUUCCGUCUUAAUAGAAAAGCACGAUGACAAACAGCAGCAAAACCAUGGCCAGAAGGCUGAUGAAAUACCAGUUACUAUCCAAACCUCUAACAAAGAUAUCGAGCUAGAUCACAAAACCUCAGUUCUAGAACCUAGUAAUGUUAGUGAUGAAAUAUCGAAUAAUAAUUCACUUGAUAUAGAAAUAAGUAGCGGAGAAAAGCUGCAGCGGGAUGAAGUAGUGUAUAUGCUGUAA